AUGGCCAUGACAAAGGAGACGCAAAUCGCUCUGAAGAAUAUAAGAGAACAUUCGUUUCGGUUGAAUGAAGUCGUCGCUGGCUAUGCUGGUCCCAGACGAGCCGGAAUAUUGGUACCGAUUUUCAUUAAUGAGGAUGGGGAGCUAGAUGUUCUGUUAACAGUCCGAUCUUCGAAUCUGGGGAGCCAUUCUUCAGAAGUGAGCUGCCCCGGUGGAAAAUUCGACUCUGCUGACUCAGAUAUAGUCGAGACUGCUUUGAGAGAGGCAGAGGAAGAAGUGGGAUUGAGCAGAGAUGAAGUCAGCAUCCUGAACAGCAUCCACCCAACUGUGUCGAGGAAUAUACUGAUUGUUAGUCCGGUUAUUGGGUUGAUACCAUCGGACUUCAUCGGUCGUGCGUCGCCCAAUCCGUCGGAAGUGGAUCGCGUAUUUUCGAUCUCGCUAAAAUCCAUUUUUCAAAACCACGAUCAUACUCAUGUGGAUAUGAAUUGGCUUAAUGAACCUUGGCGUAUGCACAGUUUUCAGAGAAGCAAUGAACGAGUUUGGGGUUUAACUGCCAACGUUAUACUUCGAGUAGCUGAGAUCGCAUUUUCGGGAACGCAAGUGAAAUGUGAAUUCCAUGUGAGAAUGCCCGGUCAGCCAAUAGAGGACGUGUCUAUAAGAUUUGAUGACUUUCUGGCGAAUGUCAAUAAAGCUGAAGAAUUGUGA
Molecule: messenger RNA, 702 nt
Organism: Synchytrium microbalum
Lineage: Eukaryota; Fungi; Chytridiomycota; Chytridiomycetes; Synchytriales; Synchytriaceae
Exons: 4
Coding region: 1-702 (233 amino acids)
Biological process (GO): coenzyme A catabolic process
Molecular function (GO): acetyl-CoA hydrolase activity; coenzyme A diphosphatase activity
Source: RefSeq, a predicted model, not a curated record